Molecule: messenger RNA, 312 nt
Organism: Paramecium tetraurelia
Lineage: Eukaryota; Ciliophora; Oligohymenophorea; Peniculida; Parameciidae
Exons: 3
Source: RefSeq, a predicted model, not a curated record
AUGAAUCCAAACUCAUUCAAGCUCUACAAAUCAAUUUGCUCAGCAGUGACAUCUACUGGCUUGACAUUCACCAACAUUACAAAUAAAUCAUUUCUUGGGAGAUCAGUUUAAUAUUUAGACCAUUUGAUUUACACAAAGGCUCCAAGAUUAUCAUACAUUGAGCAUUAUGCUCCAGUAUAUACACCCAAAAGAGUCACUUAUGCUGCCCCAAUCUGUUUGGCUUUAGCUGGCACUGUAUUAAUAGCUGAAAUUGCUUGGACCAACAAUGCCAAAGAAUAAGCAAAUAAUUAUUUUGUUGCAACAAGAGAAUGA